Molecule: messenger RNA, 3694 nt
Organism: Stegostoma tigrinum
Lineage: Eukaryota; Metazoa; Chordata; Chondrichthyes; Orectolobiformes; Stegostomatidae
Product: lysosomal-associated transmembrane protein 4A-like
Exons: 7
Coding region: 196-918 (240 amino acids)
Cellular component (GO): lysosomal membrane
Source: RefSeq, a predicted model, not a curated record
AGAAGCAGGAAGUGGCGAAGUUGUAAAUUCUAUUCUGGGCCGUUUAACGGGUCCCCGAGAAGAGACCGAAAGAGUGCGGUGAUAUUAAAACCAAACAACCUGCACCCCCAUCACCUCUCUCUAAUUUAUACCCCCUCCUAUGAUCGUACUUUUAAAAAAUACCCAUUAAUGUUAUAAGGUAACAAUUGGGAAAACAUGGUUAAAUUUGUAUCCAACAUGUACCACGGAAGCCACAGAUGUCUCUUCUGCCAUGUCCGAACUGGAAGCAUCAUCCUUACCGCUUCUUACACCGUUGUUUGGACUGUAAUGGCUGGAUUUGAACUGGUACGGUUGUUCAGGCCGGACUCGAGGGUAGAUGUCUCUAUGGUUGGUAUUCGUCUUGAAGGCAUCUUUCAUGGAGCGGACACUUUUACACCAUUUAUCUUUGACGUUUUCAUGACUGUUUUAAGUGGCUUAGGAGUUUAUGGAAUUAUUAAGUACUUUCCAGAUUUUCUGAUUCCAUUUAUAUGCUACCUGGUAGUUGACUUCCUCAUCUAUUGCAUAGAAGUAGUUGGCAUCUAUGUUGAUCUUCCAGAUUACAUGCAUGCAAAGCAUUAUAUUCAAAAUGUGUUUUAUUUCCCAGAACGAGACAGUCUGAUUGAACCAGGCUCCACUAAAGCCAUGAUUGCAUUCACGUUUCUGUUUCUAUGUGUUAUGGGUUUGAAGUCUUUCUUCAUCUACUCUACUUGGAAUUGUUUCAAGUUUAUUAAGGAAUUGGAACAGGAGAGCAGCUUAGUUGACACUCUUCUUAAUCUUCGUUCUCGGACUCAGCCACCAGCAUAUGAAGACAUUAUGAAGUUGCCAUUAUAUGAGGAGGUUGUAAAGGCACCAGAAGAAUUGCCACACAAGAAGUCUCCACCGUCAUAUACACCAAAGUAAUAUACAGUGACUAAAUAUGAACGUGUCCGUUCAGUACCUAUUUAGAUGUUAGCAUACAAUAUAGUAUUAAGAAAAUGCUGAGCUUUAUAACUGUCCUAUUUGCAUUUGUUGGCAGUUCAGUGAAUUUUAUAAUUGUUAUGCUUGUGAUUUUUGAGGAGCUUAUUUGUUUUGCUUGAGUAAAAUGGAAAUCAUAAAAUCAAAACCUGCUAAAGAGAGGAUUUCGGGUUCAGAUGAGUAUCGUCUGUAGUAGAUGUUAAAUUUCUAAUACUGGCUCUGAUAGCUAUUGGUGACGAUACUUGUUGGAAUUGACACGUUGAAAGUAUGUUCCAGUAGUGUUGAUACAGAUUGCAUUGAACUAUUAGGUAAUAGACUAGAUUUUCUGUAAAAGAAACAAAAUACUGGAAAUGCUCAGAGCACGGCUAGAUUUUGUACUCGCCUGUGGAAUCCAUCCCAACAUUUCUAAAUUGAUAAAUGUAUCUCCUUUCAAAAUCCAUCAAUAGGUCAUUUGGAGUGAAUUUUAGAUAGAUGAUAGCUACACACUUUCAGUUAGAUUUUUUUUAAAAAUAGAAAAUAGUAAACAUUUUGCUUCACAAAGUUACAGUGCCUCAAAAGUCUCUUUACCAGCUUAAAAAAAAUUUCCCAUCAUGUUUUAUUUACCUGAUAGAUGUAUUUUAAGAGCUUUACUGACAUUAAAGUAUACUUUAAACAGUCAUCAGAUGAGGUUCAACUCUGAAACUACUUCCUAAUGGUUUGGAUGCUGCACAUAAACAUUGUCAUUCCAGGCUGGUUUAGGAAUCCUUAAGGUUUUAACUUUUUUUUUCCACAAUUAACCAUCAUUUUAUGGAAGCUAUAAAUACUGGAUAAACACACAAGUCAUAACCUCUCUAAUAUUAUGGCACACUGCAUUCCUAUGUCUCUAGUACAGUCACCCUUCAGCCAACGAAUGUAUAGAUUGAUUAAACUACUUUGCAGAAUGCUUGCGUAUAUCAACAGAAGGUGAUUCAGUGGGGUUUGACUGUAGAAGAUUCAAGCUUCAGUGGAUUUGUGUCAAGCACGAAAUGAGCUAUUAGUAUUCCAACUGAGAUAUGUCAGGAUAAAACCUAUUUAUCAGGUUGCUAAAUGAGUACCUUAUGAUGAAUAGUUCCUAUUUAAACAUAUUCUAAUUACUUAACUGAAGGUAAACCACUCUUAAAAGUAUUGUAAUAUCCUACUGGCAGUGGAAAAGCUCGUAUGUUUGAAUGAGACUGAAACUAAGAUUGGAUGAAAAACAUUUACUCUGUAAGCUAAAGAUCAACUAAUUAAAAUUGUACUAUCUUCUAAUGACUGGUAUAAAUGUUGCUCCAGAGUGAUUUAUUUUAAUCUAAAUGUUGGUGCAGGUCAGAUGGAUGGAGUGUGGACAAGGACAAAAAUACUUUCUUUACAGAAUUUUCAGUGGAAUCAUAAACGAGUUCUUAAAAUGUUCUUUUAAAAAAGUAAGAAAUACUGCUCCCAAGGUCGAGUUAGUCAAAUCCAUAUUAAGUGUUUUCUUUCAAAAAAUAACCAGUUGGCUUUGUUCUUGUCCAUUUGAAAAGACAAUAUAUGAAGACUUUACAAACAUGUUUAAUGAGUGUCAGUUUUUGACCAUUGUGUGUUUACUGUUGCAUUUUGAGACGUGAUAGCUAUGAGGUUUUGGUAUUGUCUUUCCUGUUUGCUAUUUAAUGCUGAUGCAGCAUUUUAUUUUUCCAUAAUACUGCAUUCUACAGUACUUGCAGCUGAGUCCAUUAUAAAAUUUUCCAUUUAUCUGUGAUCUAUAAACCAUUUAAAAGGUGAUUUCAAUACUAGCUGCUUGUGUUACUUAAAAUCUACAGCUUGUGAGAACAAGAUAAAAAGCAUUAAAAUUGUUGAGACCUCAGAGGAUUAUUUAAGUGUACUUUUCAAAUUUGCAAAGUAAAAGUGCAACAAUUAUAAUGUAAUCUUUGUAUUUUUGAAAAUUCACAUAACAUUUUGAAAUCUGUGGUAUAUUUUGGCUAAACUGUGGCAAAUGCAACAACCAUCAAAUUUCUUUGCAAUCAAUAACAUUUUUAAAAAUGGUUCUGCUUCUGUAAAUGGAGAUUUUUCAAAAAUAAAUUGCACAAACAAUAGCAUUUUGUUGAGUUUUUCAAAAAUCUAAAUUGUUGGAAACUUUAAGCUCAUAUGCAGUGUGAGACCCCUGUACAAUGAUGCAUGUUAAUUUAUAGGGUAUGGAGCUGUUAUCAAUACCAUCUUACCUUUUAUCUGAACAAACAUUUUGGUCUCUGGAGCAAGUCUGUAAACCGAAGAAAAUGCAUAAAGUAUUCUUAGCAUCCUGACAGCACUUCCACCGAUAUCUGUUUAAAUCAUUACUUUUCAGGCACAGUAUCCUGGAGUUUCUGCUAUAAGUGUCAUCAAUCUGGGUGUAAAUUCAGUUCAAAACUCUUCCAGUUUUGACAACUGUUUACUUCCCCUAAAUUUCUGCUUAAUUAUUUGCAUAUUGAUGAACAUUAAACAUGCCAAGAAUCAAAACUUUAUACUUGUUUUCAUGUUUUAACAAAGAUCUGUAGCUCGGGUUGCAGCUGGAGUUGUGAUACCUCCCAGAAUCAGGCGAACCAACCGUCAACUUCAACAUUUUUUUAAAACUUGUGUGAAAACAUAGCUGAAUAUACUUGAAUGGUAAAUAUCACUUGUGAUCUAUUAAGCAAAGUAUGCACAUUUAAACUAGUGUCUAGUUCACCAUUUUGACCUGAUUUUAAAUAAUUGAAAGUGACUUUUGUAAAAUAUA